This is a messenger RNA of Zingiber officinale, 666 nucleotides long. Its product is annotated as dirigent protein 1-like. The transcript is spliced from 3 exons. Lineage: Eukaryota; Viridiplantae; Streptophyta; Magnoliopsida; Zingiberales; Zingiberaceae. Bases 1 to 666 code for a protein of 221 amino acids. The record is from RefSeq and is a predicted model, not a curated record.
AUGGCCUCCUCCUCUUUCGUCAUCUUCCUCCUCUUGGCGCUCUUUGCCAUUGCCACCACCACUGCCUCCCCCAAUCCCAAUGGCUACAUGCAUCUGCGCUUCUACAACCAUGAGAGGAUCCUCGGCUCAGGCCCCGACGCCACCGUCGUCUACGCAGUGGAGCGCACCAGCUCCACCUCCGGCGCCGGAUUCGGCAACGUCAUCGUCUACGACAACCUUCUCCGAGCCGGGGUCGAGCCCGACUCACCUAUUAUCGGUCGGAAUCAGGGCAUGGGAGUCGGGUCGAGCUUGGCAGAGAACUCCGGCCUCACCAACUUCCAGCUGGUUUUCACCGCUGGCAAGUACAACGGCAGCUCCCUCGCCCUGCAGGGGAUGUUCCCGGUGGCCCCGCUGGGGACGGUGUUCGAACGGGCAAUCACCGGUGGCACCGGAAAGUUCCGGCUCGCUAGAGGCUACCUCUUGACCACGGAAUCAACAUCAAACACCGAUUCCCUCAUCAGGCCAGAGCAAUUCAUCUGGUUACAAAAGCAAGGCAAUCAAAGACUGCAAAAUUUGAUAGCAGCAAAGACCAAGAAGCUGCUGCUAGAUCUUCUGACUGCCAUCAGUAUAUGCUCAGAUGCUAUGAGACUACAGGUUCAAAUGGAGAGUAUAGGUUUAACAGGCUGA